Messenger RNA from Neurospora crassa OR74A, 2779 nucleotides. RefSeq lists its product as hypothetical. The transcript has 5 exons. The record is from RefSeq and is a predicted model, not a curated record. Gene Ontology annotation, biological process: malate transmembrane transport. Lineage: Eukaryota; Fungi; Ascomycota; Sordariomycetes; Sordariales; Sordariaceae. Gene Ontology annotation, molecular function: malate transmembrane transporter activity. Gene Ontology annotation, cellular component: membrane. Bases 645 to 2210 code for a protein of 521 amino acids.
UCUCGUUGAAGGAGGGGAACUUCCCCUUGGACCACUCACACCCGUACCCGUUCAACAUAUGCCGUAUACACACCGCAUCACCUCUGGAACCUUCCCUCUGCCCUAGCAAAGGGGGGCAGUAUCACCCACGAUAGGAAAUUAGACCUUCUAGCCUGGCAUUCGACGAGAUUGUCUCGAGAAUAGCGUCUGGCAAGAGCCCCGGUGUUACUGGUGCAACAAGACAAUCCAGCCGGGCCUCUCGUGUUGUCCCAGGUAGUCAAGUGGUGGAAGAUAGGUAGGCGGCGGACUAGACGGUUACCCAGAGUUUCAGAGAGCCGAAAGCAGCCUUUGUUGGGAAGAAAAAAAAAUCAGGUCCCUUGAUAUUGCAGGGGGGUUGUUUGGUUCCCAGGCCGAUCACCCAACCUUUCUACACUACUACGCCAUAUAAUACCCUCCACCCCCUUGUUUGUGCGUGCCUCCGUCCCUGGCACGCUCCCGAUCUCGAAGAAUAUGUCCGUACGACCGCCGGUAGCAGAGACCAUAUUUGACCUGAUCGUCUUCGUCGUCUCCCUGGUGAAUAUCUCCAACAACAGCAGGCAGCUGGAUCUCAUUGGCGCGCCUAACUACGUCGAACCGCUCUACCUGAUCUACCGCCUGUUGUCGGCAUGCUUCAAGCCUGGCGGAGCAGCAGCGGUACUGCUCGUGUAGCCACCACCACCGCCGAUAGCACUACCACUACUACCACAUCCCCAUCUCCGGUCGCUUCCGGCUCCGAGCCUCCGGCCCCUCCACCCCGGAGCAUCUCGGCCCCAGAACCACAACAACCUCGACGAGAUGUAUCGUAUUUCUCCAGACCAACACUGGCUCCUCCGGUUCACAGCUACUGCGGUUAUGAAUCCCCGUCCGAACUUGAAGAUGGUUAUAUAACGCCAGACCCAACCCACCACCGGCCCGGAGCCCCCUCCGAACCUUUCUGGGCAACCUCGUCGGCAUCCCGCCGUCAAAAAGGUGGUGGCAACAACAGCCCCAUGAAGGCGAGCAUGGAUGACAUACUCACCAAAGGGCGUAACUUAUCGAAGGGCAAAGUGAGCCUCAGGGAUCGCAUCACUUGUUAUCAGUGGACAUGGUUCACCAUGACUAUGGCCACCGGGGGUGUUGCCAAUGUUCUUCAUUCCAUACCAUACAAGAGUCAAUGGUUGACUGGCGUUGGCCUCUUUUUCUUCUUUCUUAAUCUCGUUCUUUUUACGGUAAACUGUAUCUGUAUUACACUUCGGUUUGUCUGGAGCAGAGGCAGCUUCCUGCAUUCGCUUAAUGACCAAACCGAGUCACUCUUCGUGUCUUCAAUUAUUGUCUCUGCCGGAACGAUCUUCAUCACCAUCUGCCAAUAUGGCAUCCCCAACACGGGUCCUUGGCUGCUCAAAGCUAUGGAAAUAAUAUUCUGGAUCUACGUCGGUCUGAGUUUCUCCAUCAGUGCCUUUCUUUAUCUUCUUCUCUGGUCCACCACCGUCUUCCCCAUCCACACCAUGACGCCCGUCUGGGUCUUUCCCGCGUACCCGCUCCUCCUGACGGCCCCUUACGGCGCCAACCUGAUUGCUGCCGCCGUUAAAUCCGGCCACUUGACUCGGGCGGGCCAGUCUACCAUCAAUCCAAUCUCCAUUGCCCUCGCCUCCGUCGCCGUCCAGGGUACCGGCUUUCUGAUCUCCUUCAUGAUCUGCGCCGCCUUUCUUUACCGCCUGAUGACCCAGAAGCUACCGCGCGACUACCAACGACCCGGUGUUUUCAUUUCUAUCGGACCUGGCGCCUUCACCGCCGCGGGACUGGUGCAGCUCGCCAACUCCGCCCCCGAUUUCUUUCCUACCGAGUUUCUGGGUACGCAGGGCGCUGUGGCUAUUUCCAUCCUGCGCAUGCUGGCUUACAUGGCGGGGAUCUGGCUCUGGGGGUUGAGUUGUUGGUUCUUCUUGGUGAGCGUCGGUUCGCUGUGGAAAUAUUUGAGACCGGAGAGAAAAAGCAAGCUGCAGUUCCAAAUGACCUGGUUCUCGUUCGUGUUUCCGAACACGGCGCUGGUGACGGCGACGGAGCAGUUGGGAAAGGCAUUUGAGAGCGAUGGGUUGAAGAUCUUGGGAUGUGUCUUGACGGGGUGUAUAAUAGUGGUGUGGAUUGUGGUGUUUUGGCGGAUGCUGGAAUGUAUUUGGAGGAGGGAGCUACUGUGGCCCAAGGAAGCAGAAGACUAGAAGUCUCGCCUUCCGAUUAGCCGUAGCGGCAGUGGCACGUCAGUUUCACCACUGCUCACCCUCGCACCUUCGCGCCCAUCGCUGUUAUCGAUACCAUCGUCAUCAACAUCAUCAGCAUCCUCGAUGAAGAGUACAAGGAGUACAGUAAUCACAAAGGUCCCGAGUAGGAUGUCCAAAGAGGCAAGACUAGAAAGCUUGGAAGCAGUCUUGGCGUCUCUGAAGUACUAAAGUACCGAGCUGGAUUGGUAUCUUGGCGUUACGGUUGUCUUUUCAUUUGGUUUUCUUGGGUCUUGCCCCUUCUUUCGGUUGUGGUUGUCAUAUUCGUAAACGAGAACAGAGAGAGACACAGUAACGCGGCAAUACGAACGAAAAGGUGGAUGUAUGUGUUGGACCUGUGCAUUUUAAUGGAUUAGCAACAAUUAAGCGGGGAAAGCGAGCAGUGAACUUUUAGUUGUGCUUUUGUAUUUUGGUGGCAUCUGCAGUUUCUGGAGUUUAGCAUUGGGACAAGAGGUUGUAUACAUGGUACUCAUACAAACUGACAGCGUUGCUUUAACAAAAAAAUAAGUCGG